This is a messenger RNA of Pelodiscus sinensis (Chinese soft-shelled turtle), 4642 nucleotides long. The record is from RefSeq and is a predicted model, not a curated record. NCBI's taxonomy places the organism in Eukaryota, Metazoa, Chordata, Testudines, Trionychidae.
GGGCAGCGCUGGUUUUACGGAACUGCCGUGUCCCCAGCAUGCACAGGCAGCCUCCUACAACAGCCUCUUGCUUCACUGCGGGAGGUGGUUGUUUGUUUGUUUUUUUCCAAGCAGAAAAGGAAUCUUACACUUUCCGCUGCCUAAUGGCUUCGUUUCUGUGCAUUAAACCUAGUUUUUUAAAAAGCUGCCUUCAUCAUUGCAUCUGGUUUUUAUGAGGUGAGGCACCAGCCUGAGCUAGCAAUAAAUUGCUCAGGUGGCACCUCUUGGCCAAAGUAAACAAGCUUUAAAUUCAGUACAGCUUUCCAAUAAGGCCUUCAAUUGUUUUGGAUUUUCAAAUAAAUCUGCUGUUGCCUUUCCUUCAGAUUCCUUACUAACCUUUAUAAGUACAUAGCAUUGGCUAUUGUGCUUCUAAAAAUCACACAUCAAUCAUAGAAGUUUAGGUAGGCAAGAUGGACAGACAAAUGUGGCAUGAUUUCAGCAAUGGAGAAUACAACUUCAAGUUUAGAAUCUGAAUACAUCAAGAAUCUGCAGCAACAAAUCUACUUCCUUGAACUAGAAGCCAAUUUUCUGCGUGGGCAGACUAAAAAAGCCACUUAUAUCCAGCCCCGCAUUACUUCUGAAACCGAACACUUGCUUCAAAAGCUAAAGGAAUUACAGUCCCAAGCUGAUGGUCUCCAUUUGGAACUCAAGCGAAAGGAAGCAAGUUUAAAAAUGAUGAAAACAGACAGAGAAAGAAUGAAUAACCAGAUCAAUGCUGCAGAUGAACUUCAUUCUAGAGAGAAGCAGGCCUUAGCAGAAGAGAUCAUACAUUUGAAGCGCAGGAAGGAACAGACAGACAGACAGGCAUCUAAAAAAGAAAUGGAGCUAUUGCAUGCCAAGCAGGAAUUAGAACAGCAACAAACCAAUCUGAGUAAUUGUGAACAGAAAAUCCUUAUGAUACAAUCAAAGCUGAAACAGCGGUCAGAGCAGCAGAAGGCAUUAGAGAUGCAGCUUUCUGAAAAGAGAAGGGAACUUAUGAAAGUGCAGUUUGCUAUGCAUGAAAUGGAAGACAAAAUGUUUAAAAAAACAGCAAUGAUGCAAGACAAGAUCACACAUGACAUCAGAAGUAAGAUGAGUUUUCUUCAUCAGCAAUUAAGAGAGAAAGAUCUACUGGCAGAGCAAGAUCGUUUCUUAAGAAGUAAAAUGAUGGAUGAUUAUGCAUCUCUGACCACAGAGAAUGCUGUGCUGCGUUCCCAGCUCUUGGAACUUAACAAGCAACUGAACAUAGAGAGAGCCCUCAGGGAAGAGAAUUGUACAGCUGAGUCCUCCAGCUUUACGCAGCUUCUCACAGUGAAAGACCACAAAGAGCAACUGAAACAUGAGAUCAAGAUGCACCAAGAGCUCUUGCAGCAGGAAAAGAAAAACUUGCAAGACUUUAUGGAAAAGAUUCAUAUUUUGGAACAAGGAAGCAUAUCUCUUGACUUAAAUGUUGCAACAUUAAACAGUCGAAUAGCUGAAAUGAAGGGUAUGCUGGACAAAGAGGAACAGGAAAAUAUUGAACUGCAAAGAGAUAAAGCUUUGUUGGUAGAUCUUGUAUCUAGUUCACAAAACCAGCUUGUUGGCAGGGACAAUGAACUCUCGCAAACAUCUACUAAGGUGCUGCAGCUUGAUCAGGAUAUUUCAGUGCUAAAAACAAAGCAUGUUUUACAUCAGUCUCUUCAGUCGGAAAAAUGGCAGGAAAUCUCCAAAAUGGAAAGCUCAAUGAGGAAGCUUACCAAAUCAAUGACAGAUGUAGCAGAUCACAUGGGCAAACAUUAGGUUGGGUGGAACAAUAAGAGGUGGUAUGCUAUAGAUAGAAAAUUAAUCCUUUAAAUACAACUUGACUUUAAUUUCAGUGAGCCAUUUGUCUUUAUGAUCACUUUUGUUUUUAAUAAAAUUGAUUUAAGAGAUUUAAAUGCUAUAAAAUACUGCUAAUGGAGCAGUUUCUUUUUCACUCUACCACGUAGACAUGAGAAUGUCUUCAUGAAGCCAGUUAACAAUAUAGAUUUGGUUCCCUGAAAGUACCUGAAAUCCAAUAAAUGUAAUUGCCAAAUAUUGUCAUUUUGGUGAGUAAAUGUCACAGUUUCUCUUUACAUGGUAAUGAAUAAGAUUCUAUGCAUGAAAAAAUGAGUGCUAAGUGAGUGAAAAAGAUUUCAUCCACAAUAGGACUUCAUAAAAUUGUGACUAAAAUAACGUAUUAUUCAGCAGACUGAGUGGCAGCAAACUUGGAUCUGUAAUACAUAUCUAGCUAGGAUUUUUAAUUAUGCUUCUUUACAAAAAGAAUGACGAAGAUUUUCCAAGAUGCGUAAUGGAUUUAGAUGCAUAGUUCCCAUUAAAUUUAAUCCAGAUUUUUUAAACAGUUUUGAAAAUCUCAUCCUGUAUUUUUAAAAAGGCAAAUGUACUAAUCAUGUGUUCUGUUGAGUGAAACAUUAUAUAUAUGAGAGAGAGAGAGAGAGAGAGAGAGAGAGAGAGAGAGAGAUUACUCUGUUGUUUCAUGAUUUUUUGCCUAUAUCCUGCCAUUAGUGUGUGUUAGAAUUUUUAGUCCAAAAUAUCUGUUCACAUAAAUUAGAGAGAUAAGGUAGGUGAGGUAAUAUCUUAGUUCCAAGAUUUAAAAGCAGAAUACUCUCAAGAGCUAAAAGACAUGCUGCCACACAACCAAAGUUGACCAUCCACCAUUCUUACCAGCACAGCAUUUUAGACCUCAAGAAGUCAAAUUCUCAUUCAGCUCCUGCAAGAUACAUCUCGCAGUGAAAACAUCUUUCCACCACCAGGUAGACAGAUCGUUGGUGUUUCCUCACUUGCUCACAUGUAGAUUCCUUAAAGACAUUGUGGAUCUCUUCAUGCAUGUGACAACACCCUCUCCAUCCUGAAAUCUUAACCUAGUUCUCAGGGCUUUGACUAGCCCUCCCUUUGAGUCCAUGGCAACUUGCUCUCUCUUACACAUGUCCAUGAAGACAGCAUUUCUUAUUGCCAUCACUUCAGCUAGGUACAGGAGAAAUAGCAAGCCCCGAUGACAUACCCACCAUUCAUGGUCUUUUUUAAAGAUCAAGUACUGUAAAUUAGCAAAUAUAACACGUGUAUAAUACGCACUCAUGUAUCACCCGCAGUUCUUCUAUCGUGUGUAAAAAAUAUAUUAGAAAACUCGCGGACGUACAUAACCCACAUAGACUUCUGCCGCCUUCAUAAAAGAAUCUGGUGGUCUUUGAUGUGGUUGCCACUUGCCAGCUAUAAAGAUUGAAGAUUAUGACGUCAUGCAGCCCGAUAAUACUGGGUCUUGUUAUUUUAUUUUAGUAAACACAACAACAUUGCCACUCUUUAAAUUAUUAUUAAAUCGAAGAUGCUGGUUUUAUUAUGUUGAUCUUGUCUUCCUGUAAUAUGAGUAAAAUAAGAGUAAAAAUCAAAUUGCAUAAGACGCGGACAUAUAUACCCCGCAAGGAGGGGGGAGGGUGGUAGGUAAAAACACGGACAACCCGUGGGCUAUAUUUGCUAAAUACAGUAACUCUAAGGCCAUAUCUCAAGUUUCUCCUUACUUUCUCUGCAUUUUCCAUAUGGAACACAUGUAUCUCCCUAUUUUCCCCCCCCCAAAACCACUUUGUGACAACAGGGAGAUGAUUCUGCAUAUGCUAGAUAUAUAGUAUCUAUAGUACUCUAUGUAGUAAUAGACUCCACUCUGAAAUUCCAACCUCCAGUGGUAGGUACUACUUGGAUUCACCUACAGUAAACCCAUAGGGACAUUACUUGAAGAAGAAGAGGAAGUUAUCUUGUACAGUAACAAUGUUUUUUUGAGAUUUGUGUCCCCUUGGAUGCUCCACAACUCUCCCUUCUCCCCUCUACUUCAGACUUCUCUAUAAGGGCUCUGCAGUCUAGAAGGAAAUGAGGUGGUUUUGCCCAUGCAGUGCUAGAUAGUUUGAGGCAGACCACUAGAGAAGGAGAGCCUAUGCGUGGGCUCAACAGACACUGCUACCAAAAAGCUCCGAUUAGAGACUCAAAAGUUCACGUAUACCUACAGUGAGGUACCCAUAGAGGGAACGCAUCUCAAAGAACCACUGUGACUAUACAAGGUGAGUAACUUCCUUUCUUUUGAUAUGCAUAAUGUAUAAUCAUCUAAAGGUAGGAUGAAGAGAAUAGUGUUUCCAAACACUAGUUUACUAAACAUCAAACAGAAAUUGAAGACCUGGAUAAUCUAGGCCAUCUCUUGCCACUAGAGGAUUUUACCAACACUAUCUUUGAAUGCAUUGUUCUGUCUUACUAUUGAAGUGCACAAGUGAUGGGACUUACAUAAUUUUCUAUGAGGAAUAAAUUACAUUACAAAACGAUGUUUAAAAUAGCUCACAAACAUCUAGCAUAUGCAGAAUCAAGUGGGGUGGGUGGGUGGAGGGAGCUGAUCUAGAUGGAGCCUAACAGAGUUCUCAUCCUUGUGACUAAUACAUGACUCCUAAUCUUAGUUUAUUUUCUCUGAAAAUUGUUUUGAACACAAUUUGAUCCUGUACACAAAAGCCACAAAGAAUGUUCAAGAUCAUUAUAGUGUGAAUUAUGUGUAACCCCAUUUUAUUAAAAAAUUUUAAGCAGAACGCCUUCUGUUGUGCAAAAACACCUACAUUGUUUCACUUCUACGAAAUGUUUU